AUGUUGGAAUAUUUCACUCGCGGCUUGCAUCAGGCGGCAGACGAGCUCGGAGCACCUUUCUUUCUCUCAGCCAUGCAGCUACUGUCGUUUGUAACAAUCCCGCUCUUUCUCCCGGCUGUCCUCCUUUCCACUAUGGCUACUCUCCUCCUACCUCUCGCCUCGUCUUGGCCUCUCACCUACCUCCGACAGUUUCCCUUGAUCGGCCUUCACGUCGACAGCAUCGUCUCCCUCUGCCUGAUGACGGACCUUCCGUCCACAUCUCCCAAGUACGGUUUCAUCCGGAGCGUAGCGGAGGAGCUGCUACGAGCCAACGACAGCUCCAAAGAGCUCAAUCUCUCCGAAGCCAAUCGACGAGCGCUUCUCCAGGCGUUUUCCCGGACUAUUUCCCGCCUCGAGAGCGCCUUGAAACGCGGGCAGGCGUCGACGUUUGGUCUCACCCAGAUUCUGGAUCAGGUUUCUCGCGGCGCGGCUGCUGCUGCUGCAGUGGCCGUGGCCGCUAGCGGCGGAGGAGGCGGGAUCAGCGGAAGCAGCGGAAAUGGGGAGAUUCGGCGGAUGGCUGGCGGAAAUGGCGGGGAGAAUCCUCAGGCGGAGAAGCUGUCUCAGGAGCUGCUAUGGCUGGUGCUGAAGCUUCAGGGUCGAAAGGGAAUCGAACAAGUGGUGGAGGUCUGGGCGGAGGCUCGGGUGCUGUCUGAGCUGGCAGUACGAUCUUCGGCACGUGUGCAGCUGAAUCUUCUCAAGCUAACGUGUAUUGUGCUGGAUUUGGUCUCUUCCCACGUGGUGUCAUGUGAUGUGAAGUCGCAAGAGCACCUGCUGCUGCACUGGAUGCCGUUGCUGUGUCAGUGUCCAAACACAUCUGACGGCCUGCUCUCCACUGACAGUAACCGACAGAGGACCGAGGAGGACAUGUGCAUGAUGAUCUCUCGCCUGCCUGCUGCAAGCCAGGAGCUGGUGUACGUGGCAUGGCUGCAUGAGUACACGUGGUCAACCUCUGAUUGGCCAAACCUGCACCCUGCCUUCCUCCACUGGUGUGACACUUCCCGGACUAACCCUGACCAAGUUACCACUAACCACGGUGAAGCUAGUCAAUUCGCCACUUGGCUGGAUGACCUGCAGCUGUUCCUUCUGAGCGAUAGCAAGGAGCAUGUGUCGCUCUAUGAUUACGCGUCUGGUGCUGCACCUGCCCCUCCUGCCACAGCUGAGCUUAGUGUUCGUUCCCACUGGCAGACUCGUGACGCAGCUGCUCGCCUAGCCAUUCGCAGUCACCUCCCGCUAGCUGAGCUCGAGCAUUUUGGCGACUGCAAAUCCGCUAAGGCCCUGUACGAUGCUGUCGUUGCUCGCUACUCCUCGCCUGCCACAGCCGAGCUUAGCCGUCUCAUGCUGCCGUACCUGUUCCCUGAGCUGUCCACCUUUGCUACAGUCGCCGAUCUUAUCACCCACCUUCGCACUAGUGAUGCUCGCCUGCGUGCUGCCCUUCCCACCGAGUUCUGCGCUAAGAAUCCCCCUCCACUGUACUGGACACUCCACUUCAUAGUCACCCGACUCCCUGACACCCUCAGCUCAGUUCGAGACCACUUCCUUGCUCGCUGUCCCACUGAGCUCACAGUCGCCCUCCUAGAGGAGCAGCUGCUAGCGGCCGAAAAGAGCAUUGUAGCUGUCGGUGCUGCUCGUGGCGCUCCUCGCACCCCCAUCUUUGAGGGGUGUUCUCCCUCUCCCCUCGCUCCCUCCUACGCUACUGCUGCUGCUGUUGACUUCCUUGGUGCUGAGUCUGCUGGCGCUGCUUCUGCUCCUGGUGGGAGGCGCCGCACCGGCAAGGGCAAGGGGGGCAAGGGUGGCGGGGGUGGCGCUGGGGGGGGAGGAGGUGGGGGAGGUGGGGGGGGAGGCGGUGCUGGAGGGAGCGGUGGCGGGAGUGCUGGUGGGAGUGGGGUCGGCAGCGGAGGCGGGGGCGGCGGAGGGAGCGGUGGCGGUGGUGGCGGCGGCGGCGGUGGCGGCGGCGGCGGCGGUGGCGGCGGCGGCGGUGGCGGUCGGAGCGGAGGUAGUGGUGGUGGCGGAGGUCGGAGUGGAGGCACUGGCUCGGGCCAGAGCUCCCAGCAGCAGCAGCGUCCCCAGACGACCCAGCAGCUUCGUGAGUGGCUUGCUCAGCGUGGGACGUCGGGGGGCAAUGGCCGCUGUUCCUAUGUCAUUCGCACAGGUGACCGCAAGGGACAGACGUGUGGGAGGUUCCACACCCCGUACCGCUGCUUCUCCCGCCUUGACGACGCUUGGCGUGAGGAGAUGGGCGAGGAUGUUGAGCGCCCCCGCUGGGCUGAGCUCAUGAGGGCUGGUGUUGAUAUCUUUGCUCUUGACUAUGAUGCUAUUAUUGCUGCCAUGUAUGCAUUGACUGUUAGUGCCGAGGGAGACUGUUACUUGUGUGUGCCGCCUGACCCAGGUAUAGAGCCCGCUGCCCUGGGUACUAGUGAGUCUGCUCUCUCCGGUAUGGUGCCCCCUGUACUUGCUCCCUCCAGUGCUGUCCCGGCUGUUUGCGAGUCUGCUCUCUCAGGUACAGCACCCACAGAGACUGCUCUCUCAGGUACCGCACCGGCUGAGGCCUGUCACACCUUCACCCUUGACUCAGGUGCUUCCCGCUGUUUCUUUCGUGACAGUACUGAGCUCACACCGCUUCCUGCACCGGUCCCAGUCUCCUUGGCUGACCCCUCUGGGGGCCCAGUCCUUGCCCAGUCCACCACUGUGCUCCCUUGUCCGGCGGUUCCGUCUGGCUCGUUGUCGGGUUUCCACCUCCCCUCGUUCUCGACGAACCUGGUGAGCAACGCUGUCAUCCAGGAUCAGUGGGUUGACACCUUUACCCCUGGAGGACAGCGUGUGGCGAUCUGCACGUGCUCCAGGACCGGCCGUCACCUGGCUACGUUUACCCGUCGGCCGGGGUCGAGUCUCUACACACUGACCACUGCGUCUCCUCAGGUCGCUGCUGUCGGUCAGGUGUCCGCGUCAGGUCUGGUGGCCCACGCCUGUGAGUGUCGUUCCCUGUCACACCAGACUCUUCUCUGGCACCACCGCCUGGGUCACCCCUCCUUGCCACGCCUCCGUGGCAUGCACCGUCACCGCCUUGUGUCUGGUCUUCCCAGGUCUCUCCCUCCCCUCCCUGCCUCGCCUGCGCCGCCUUGCCUUCCUUGCGUCGAGGGGCGGCAGCGCGCCGCCCCUCACUCCUCCUCGUUCCCCCCGACAGAGGCUCCUCUGCAGACCCUCCACCUGGACGUGUGGGGCCCAGCCCGCGUUCGUGGCCAGGGCGGUGAGCGGUACUUUUUGCUGGUUGUCGACGACUACUCGCGUUACACCACGGUCUUCCCCUUGCGCACCAAGGGUGAGGUCCCUGCUGUUCUGAUCCCUUGGAUCCGCACAGUUCGUCUCCAGCUCCGCCGCCGUUUCCGGACGGAUCUUCCUGUCCUGCGUCUGCACUCUGACAGAGGUGGUGAGUUUUCCUCCGAUCUCUUGAGGACCUUCUGUCAGGCGGAGGGCAUCGAGCAGACCUUCACGCUUCCGGACUCCCCACAGCAAAAUGGGGUUGCUGAGCGCCGCAUUGGCCUGGUCAUGGAGGUCGCUCGUACCUCCUUGGUCCACGCGGCGGCUCCCCAUUUUCUGUGGCCGUUUGCUGUCCGGUACGCCGCGCAUCAGCUCAACCUCUGGCCCCGUGUCUCCUUGCCGGAGACCUCUCCCACACUGCGUUGGACGGGGGAGGUUGGCGAUGCGUCGCGCUUCCGGGUGUGGGGUGCUCGUGCCCUUGUCCGCGAUACGUCCGCGGACAAGCUCUCCUCCCGCACACUUCCCUGUGUCUUCCUUGGCUUUGUCCCUGACGCGCCGGGCUGGCAGUUUUACCACCCCACCUCGCGCCGGGUCUUCGCCUCUCAGGACGUCACCUUUGACGAGUCGGUCCCUUUUUACCGUCUCUUCCCCUACCGCACUGCCCCCCUCCCUCCCCCGCCGCUUUUCCUUGCUCCUGGUCCCCCUCCGGUAGACCCCCUUCCCCCUCAGGGUCCUGCUCCUUCAGGUGUCUCUCAGGUAGACCCUCCUCCCGUCGCUGAGCCUGUCGAGGUCACAGGUGACUCAGGUGCUGCUGCAGGUGGUGCUGCUGGGAGUGCUGAGCCUGGGGGUGCUGAGCCUGCGGGUGCUGGGCCUGGGAGUGCUGGGACUGCGGGUGCUGGAGCUGAGGGUACUGUGCCUGGGAGUUCGGCGCCUGGGGGUGCUGAGCCUGGGGGUGCUACGACUGGGGGUGCUGAGCCUGCGUGUACGGAGUCUGGGGGUGCUGAGCCUGGGGGUACUGCGCCUGAGGGUACUGGGCCUGGGGGUGCUGCUGCUGAGCCUACGGAGCCUGGGGUUGCUGCGUCUGGGGGUGCUCUUCCUGACGGUACUGGAGCUGCUGGAGCUGACGACACUGGAGCUGACGGUUCUGGACACGGUGGUCCUGCUGGUUCUGGAGGUGCUGGCGAGGGGAGGUCUGACGCUGCUGGGGCCUCUGGUGCUGACGUCGCCGACUCGGGGGGUGCUGCGGCGGAGGGUGCUGGUCCAGGUGCUUCUGGUGCUCCGGGUGCUGGAGGUGCUGGCGGAGCUCCGCCGUCGCGCCUGUUCUUCGCUCCUCCGUCGCCGUCGGCUUUGCCGCCGCCUGACACGGUGCUUCGCCAGGUUCUUUCCCUCCCGUCUUCCACUGGCCUUCCCCUUCAGCCUGGCUCCCCCCUCCCUGCUCCUGUGCCUUACACUGCACAGCCGGACUCGCUUACGGAGCGUCGUGAGCCUGCGUCUCGUCCUGCCUCGCCUGUUCGCGCUGCUCGCGCUGCUCGCACUGCGCGCACUGGUCCCACUGGUCGUCGUGUCGCGCGUCCGCGUCCUCCUCCUGUUCCUGGCACGCAUAUUAUGGCCCUUCGUCCUUCCACUGGUCCACAGCGUGUCCCCCUACCGUCUCCUCCUGCGUCUUCUCUUCCUGACGUUCCCGACCCUGAGUCUGACAGUGUUCGUGCUGCCCACCCUACUGUUACGCGUCUUCUCGCCACUGUUGUCACUGACCCGUCGUUUGAGUCUGCUGCUGCGUCUGCCCUGGUCGCUGAGCUUGUCGACUUUGCUGCUGCCUGUCGUCUAGACUACGCCGCCAGUCUUGUUACUGAGUCUGAGUCUGUCUGUCCUCCGUCCGUCGGGGGUGAGUGUGCUCUUGGCACGGACGUCCUUGAGGACAGGCAGGAGGACUUUGACUCUCUUGCGGCUGCUGUACCUCAUCUCGUGGCCUGGUUGCUUGCCCUUGAGGGAGACCCGGAUGCACUAGACAUCCCCACUCCGCGCUCUUACGCAGAGGCGAUCUCGGGUCCCUACUCCUCUCAGUGGCAGACAGCCAUGGACGCAGAGAUGGCAUCCUGGAAGUCCACAGGCACCUACGUCGACGAGGUUCCCCCUCCUGGGGCGAACAUCGUCGAUGGCAUGUGGAUUUUCAGGGUGAAGCGGCCGCCAGGUUCUCCACCUGUCUUCAAGGCUCGUUACGUUGCUAGAGGCUUCAGUCAGCGUCAGGGGGUUGACUUCUUCCAGACCUUCUCCCCCACCCCGAAGAUGACCACUCUUCGGGUUCUGCUACACGUUGCUGCUCAGCGUGACUACGAGCUUCACUCUCUUGACUCCAGCACAGCGUUCCUGCAGGGCAGCCUGCACGAGGAGAUCUGGCUGCGCCGCCCACCUGGCUUCACUGGGUCGUUUCCUCCUGGUACCCAGUGGAGCCUCCGCCGGCCAGUCUACGGUCUCCGCCAGGCGCCACGUGAGUGGCACGACACACUGAGGACUACACUUGCAGCUCUUGGGUUCGCGCCGUCUACUGCUGACCCGUCGCUGUUUCUACGCACAGACACGUCGCUACCGCCGUUCUACAUUCUCGUGUACGUCGACGACUUGGUCUUUGCUACUGCUGACACUGAGGCAUUCGCUCGUGUGAAGUCGGAGCUGCAGAAGAGACACACCUGCACUGACCUGGGUGAACUGCGUAGCUACCUUGGCUUGCAGAUCACCCGGGACAGAGCUCGCCGCACCAUCACCCUGACUCAGUCACACAUGGUGCAGCAGGUCCUUCAGCGCUUCGGCUUCCAGUUCUCCUCACCACAGGCCACACCUCUGGCUACCAGCCACUCGCUCUCAGCUCCACCUUCGGACGAGUCCGUAGAGCCGAGUGGCCCGUACCCAGAGCUUGUAGGCUGCCUCAUGUACCUGAUGACUUGCACGCGACCUGACCUCGCAUACCCUCUUAGCAUCCUUGCUCGUUACGUUGCGCCUGGGAGACACAGGCGAGAGCACUGGGAGGCUGCUAAGAGGGUGCUGCGUUACUUGUGCAGUACAUCAGGCAUGGGGCUGGUGCUUGGAGGACGCGACAGAGUUGUCCUCACUGGUCACUCGGACGCUUCUUGGGUGGACGACCUGGCUACGCAGCGGUCGUCACAGGGUUACACCUUCAGCCUUGGCUCUGGUUCUGUCUCGUGGCGGUCCACCUGCUCUUCUUCUGUUCUCGGCUCUAGUUGUGAGGCUGAGAUCUACGCCACAGCCAUGGCUGCACAGGAGUUACGCUGGCUCACCUACCUGCUGACUGACUUGGGAGAGCGGCCUAGUUCUCCUCCAGUUCUGUACGGUGACAACAAGGCGGCCCUUGCCUUGUGUUAG
Closterium sp. Yama58-4 is the source of this 6672-nucleotide messenger RNA. Lineage: Eukaryota; Viridiplantae; Streptophyta; Zygnematophyceae; Desmidiales; Closteriaceae. The record is from the annotation of a GenBank genome assembly.